UCCAGCCCCUGGGCUGUUUGCAGAGAGCAGCUAUAAAGAGGCUGACAGAGCACCGAGUGGAGGGGAAUUACAAGGUGCAGGAAAACAGCAGCACUGCUUGGCUCAGCACAACCUGCUCUGCACCAUGGGGAAGGACAAGCUGCCCAGCAAACCAAACAUCUUCCUCCUUCUUCUCUUCUUCCUUCCUGGAAAUACUUCUCUCAACACAGAACCGCAGUACAUGGUGCUGGUGCCCUUUCUGAUCCACACAAAUUCUCAUGAGAAAAUCUGUGUUCAGCUGACCUACCUGAACGAGUCUGUGACCCUGAGUGCCACACUCGAGUACCUAGGGGAGAACAGGAGCUUGAUUGAUGACGUGGUGUCAGAAAAAGACAUGUUCACCUGCAUCCCUUUCUCUCUCCCAAAAUCCAAUAGCACAUCAGUGGCAUUUCUCACUGUGACGGUGACAGGGGACACACUGCACUUCAAGAGCCGCAAGUCAGUGCUGGUCAAGAAUUCUGAAAGCUUGGUCUUCGUCCAGACAGACAAACCCAUCUACAAGCCUGGACAGACAGUUCAGUUUCGGAUCGUCUCUCUGGACAAAGACUUCUACCCGCUGAAUGAGAAGUUUCCCUUUGUCUACGUUCAGGACCCCCAGAGGAACCGUGUGUACCAGUGGCAAGGGGUGGAGCUAGAAACAGGCUUUACACAGCUCUCCUUCCCCCUCACCUCGGAUCCCAUCCAAGGCUUCUACAAAAUAGUUGUGCAGAAGAGCAUCUCGUCCCAUGUGGAGCACUCCUUCAGUGUGGAGGAAUUUGUGCUGCCCAGAUUCGAGGUCCUGGUGAAGGUCCCAAAGAUGAUCACUAUUAAGGACAACGAGCUUCCAGUGUCUGUCUGUGGUCUGUACACCUAUGGGAAGCCCGUUCCUGGUUUGGUGAAUGUCCAAGUAUGCCGGAAAUUUUCUCAGUCUGCUUCAAGUUGUUAUGGAAAAGAAACAGAAUCUGUGUGUGAAGAAUUCACUAGGCGGGCAGAUGCUCGUGGGUGUGUUUCUGGUGUGGUGAGGACCAAGGUGUUUCAGCUCCUACGCAAGGGAUAUGAGAUGAGCAUUGAGGUACAAGGCAAAAUCACAGAAGAUGGCACAGGAAUUGAGAUGACUGGAACAGGCUCCUGUGGUAUCACAUCCACCAUGAGCAAAAUCCACUUUGACCUGUUGGACUAUGCGUACAAACCAGGAAUCCCACUCUUUGGGAUGGUGAAGCUGGUCGAUGGCACUGAUGCUCCACUUGCCAAUGAAACCAUCACAAUUACUGUGGGUGGAAACAAAUACAAAGGGAAUUACACUACAGAUGAGCAGGGACAAUCCUGGUUUUCCAUAGACACUACCAGCUUCACAGAACUCUCCCUGGAAAUCCGAGCAGAGCAUAAACCUGAACUGAACUGUUAUGACAGUGACUGGAUGACACCGUCCUAUGAGCAUACCACGCGCAGAGUGACUCGCUCUUACUCCCUCAGCAAGAGCUUCCUCAAAAUUGAGCCAAAGCCCGAGACACUAAGUUGUGGCUCCUCAGCAGAGGUCCAGGUGCACUAUAUCUUCACACCAGAGGCCAUAGGGGAGCAGAAGAAAAUUGUCAUUUAUUAUUUGGUGAUGGCCAAGGGACAAAUCGAAUUAGCUGACACCCAUGAUCUGACUGUGAAUCCUGGAGAUGCUUCCGGGACAUUCCGGUUGAGCUUCCCUGUCGAGGCAGCAAUUGCUCCCGUGGCACAGAUGCUCGUGUACACCACUUCACCCAGUGGGGAAGUCAUUGCCAGUUCACAGGAUUUCCAGGUUGAAAUGUGCCUCCCCAAUAAAGUGAGAUUGAGUUUUGCACCCAAGGAAGGUCUUCCUGCUUCCAACACACACCUGCAACUCCACACCUCUCCAAGAUCCCUGUGUGCCCUCCGUGCAGUGGACAAGAGUGUUCUCCUUAUGAAGCCUGAAAAUGAGCUUUCUCCCAGCUCUGUGUAUCAACUUCUUCCAUUAAAGGAAAGCCAGGGUUAUAGCUUCAGGGAAUACUACUUGGAAGAAGACAACGUCAAUCCAUGUGUGUCACUUGACAACCUGCCAUUAAAUGGAUUUCUCUACGUACCCAUUUCUUCUGAUGGCGAAGGGGAUGCCUACAACAUUCUCAAAGAAUUGGGCUUAAAAGUCUUCACUAGCAGCAAGAUCCAUAAGCCUGAACUCUGCGAGCAUUACCCAGAACACAUGAUGGAAAGGAGUUACAGUGGUUCUAUCUCUGCAAUGAAUCUGCAUGGAGAAAUGAGUUAUGACAUGGUGGAAGAUAUGGUUGAUGGCAAUCCUAUGGAGACUGUCCGGAAGUACUUCCCUGAGACAUGGAUCUGGGACAUAGUUUCAGUGAACUCUGAGGGAAAAGCUGAUCUAGAAGUGACCAUCCCUGACACCAUCACUGAGUGGAAAGCCAAUGCAUUCUGCACUUCAGCAGACACAGGCUUUGGCCUGUCCCCAACAGUGUCCCUCAGAGCCUUCCAGCCCUUCUUUGUGGAGCUCACCAUGCCCUACUCUGUGGUGCGUGGGGAGUCCUUCAUGCUGAAAGCCACUGUUUUCAACUACCUGCCUGCCUGCAUCAGGGUCAGUGUGUCUCUGGCUGAAUCUACUCAUUUCCUGGCUGUACCAGUGAGGAAACAGGAGGAAUCCUACUGCAUCUGUGUGAAUGAAAGAAAAGCUGUUGCUUGGGCAGUAACGCCAAGAUCUCUAGGGCAGGUGGAGUUCUCAGUGACCACUGAGGCCCUACAGAGCCAACAGCCCUGUGGCAAUGACAUCGUGGAGACCCCUGAGAAAGGGAGGAAGGACACGGUCAUCAGGCAGCUGCUGGUGGAGCCGGAAGGGACUGAAGUGGAAACCACAUACAAUUCUCUGUUCUGUGCAUCUGAAGAGUCAGUGUCGCAGACAGUCUCCUUGGCUCUCCCAGAGACUGUGGUGGAUGGCUCAGCCAGAGCAUAUUUCUCAGUGCUAGGUGACAUCAUGGGCACUGCCAUGCAGAACCUGCACCAGCUCCUCCAGAUGCCCUUUGGCUGUGGGGAGCAGAACAUGGUCCUGUUUGCCCCCAACAUCUACGUCCUGGACUAUCUGAACAAGACAGGGCAGCUGAGUGAGGAGAUCAAAUCCAAGGCCACUGGAUACUUAGUGAGCGGGUAUCAAAGGCAAUUGAAGUACAAACACCGGGAUGGUUCUUAUAGCACCUUUGGGCCACGUUAUGGGCAAGUUGGAAAUACCUGGCUCACAGCCUUUGUCCUCAAGUCCUUUGCCCAGGCCCGGCCUCACAUCUUCAUAGAGGAGAAGCACAUCCAGGAUGCUUUGAUCUGGCUUACUCAGAAGCAGAAGGAGAAUGGCUGUUUCCGCAGUUCUGGGACACUCCUGAACAAUGCCAUGAAGGGUGGAGUGAAUGACGAGGUCACACUGGCAGCCUACAUCACUAUUGCACUGCUGGAGAUUCCUCUGCCUGUAACUCACUCAGUGGUGCGGAAUGCUCUGUUCUGCCUGGAAACAGCAGCAAAUCAGAAGGAAAACCAUGUGUACACCAAGGCACUGCUGGCAUACGCCUUUGCCCUGGCAGGGAACAGGGACCAGCGGAAGGCAUUGCUUGACUCACUUGAAAAGGAAGCUGUGAGAAAGGAUGGCUCUGUUCACUGGCAGCGGCCUGGCAAGGAGCCCGAGGCUGAUCUCCCGUUCCAUCGCUACCGAGCUCCCUCUGCGGAAGUGGAGAUGACGGCCUACGUGCUCCUGGCCCAGCUCACCUCACAGCCAGCCCCUGCCCAGGAGGAGCUGGUUUCUGCCUCCCUCAUUGCAAAGUGGAUCAGCAGCCAGCAGAAUCCCAAUGGAGGCUUCUCCUCCACCCAGGACACAGUGGUGGCUCUCCAAGCCUUGUCCCUUUAUGGAGCUGCCACCUAUGCCAAGAGCGGGGCAGCUUCCAAAGUAGCAAUCCUGCAAUCUGGAGGGGACUUCCAGCAAGACUUCCAAGUGGAUCCCAGCAACCGGCUGCUGCUGCAGCGCGUGCCCCUUCCCCAGGUGCCAGGGGAGUACAGCGUGGAGGUGUCUGGUGAAGGAUGCGUCUACCUGCAGACCAGCCUGAGGUACAACGUGCAGCCCACGCAGGAGGAGGCGCCCUUCCUGCUGCAUGUGCACACAGUCCCAGAGGCCUGCGGGGACUCCAAGGCUCACAAGGUCUUUGACAUUGCCAUAAAUGUCAGUUACACAGGGGAGCGCAAUGUCUCCAACAUGGUGAUUGUUGAUGUGAAGAUGCUGUCAGGAUUUGUCCCCUUGAAGUCCUCAGUGGGGAAGCUCUCAAACACACGGUUUCACCAGAUCCAGCGAACUGAAGUGAACACAAACCACGUUUUGCUGUACAUUGAGCAGCUGGGCAGGGAGAGCCUCAGCUUCUCCUUCACGGUGGAGCGGGACAUCCCCGUGCGGGGCCUGAAGCCAGCCCAGGUGAAGGUCUAUGACUACUACGAGACAGAUGAGUUUGCCACACAGGAAUACAGUGCUCCCUGUGCCACAGAGGAAGCAGACCAGAGAAAUGACUGAAGAACACUCCCAGAUGCUGGAACCUGCCUGCCUCACCACCACCACAGCAUGACAUUAAUAAUGCCUGCAUGGAAUGGAAAGUUAACUUUACAAAUAAAUUAACUGUACUCACCAAUGAUUUUUGAACAAUUUGUUCCCCGUUCUGAUUUUUUCUGUUCAUCUUUCAGUCACAGCUUUAAUCUCCCUUGCUUCUUAGGUUAAAAAGAGUAACCCAUCUAACAAUGCCUGUGUGCAGGGAAAUAAGGCAAACAAGUGAGCGGGGGGAAAAGAAGACAGAAUUAUCUAAGUGGGGGUCAGCCUUUCUAAUGUAUCUGUCUCUGUGUUAUGUUCUCUGAACUUAUCAUCUGAGAUGGAGUCUAAUCAAUGGAGAAGGAUAAGUAGUUCUUGGGAACCACUUCUCUCCCCUGGCUUACAAACCACAUCCUCCAUUGAAUUGGUCCCUGCAGAGGCCUGUCCAUGUCUCCCACCAUUAGGCAGCCUGGAAGAUCAACUAAUGUUACAUGAAAUUCAGCCUCUGCAACCUUCCCUGUAGACACCCCUCCUGGGAUGGUUUCUCGUUUGUAGAAGAGUGGGAGGAGACAGAGUCUGCCCUCUUCAAUGAUUAGAGAGUGCCAGGGGGGCAGGGGGGAUGUGUGUAAGCAUCAUGCCUUCAGCUGCUGCCUUACAAUGCCUUGGUCUCCAGUUGAAGAUUGAGCCUUCUAGUGGAAGUUUCCAUUAUCUCAUGUGUGCUGCUUCUGGAAGAUUCCCAAGAAGAAGCUAAUGGCAUUUGCCACUAACCUAUUUGCCUAUGUCUAGUUUAAAUGGUACAUUCAUUUAAAUCACAUAGCUGCUUUGAUGAAACUGUCUACAGGCCUCUUAGACACCCUCAGGAAUGAUCCCCCUUUCUUUACUUUGUCUCAUGAAAUUGUGGUUUUAACUUCUGAAUGCAAAAAAUCUUAUAUGCCUGUUUAUUCUCAUGAAAUGCUAACUGUUAGGUAUCAUGGCAUGUUGUGCAUCCAAAGUAUGCUCAGUUGGCUGUUUCAUCCAAUUUUUGGUUUAGUGUACCUGCACAAACAGUGUCAUUGAGAACAAAUAAAAUUCUUCAUCCAUUUUGCUAGAUAUUAA
Molecule: messenger RNA, 5665 nt
Organism: Melospiza melodia melodia
Lineage: Eukaryota; Metazoa; Chordata; Aves; Passeriformes; Passerellidae
Product: alpha-2-macroglobulin-like
Exons: 36
Coding region: 125-4561 (1478 amino acids)
Cellular component (GO): extracellular region
Molecular function (GO): endopeptidase inhibitor activity
Source: RefSeq, a predicted model, not a curated record